GGGGGGAGGGUGUAAUAUUGAUUCGGGUCAAAAUGACCCUAAGGCAACACAAGGGUUAAUAGACCCAACUGGUGGUUACUGUUAGGUUGUAAUAGUUUAUUUUGAUAACAUCUGCAGAGGUCAUAUGUUUUAAAUUAAUUCAUAUAGAAAGAUAUUAUAAUAGAACAUAUUAGGGAGAAUAUUGAUAUUGUUAUUAAUGUAUUAUGAAGCAUAGGGGUAAUGUUUACUCUAUGCAAAUGUAAAUGGCAAGGAUUAAUGUAUAUUGCAUGAGAGUGACUGUAUGUUAGUAUUAUAGAUUGACGAGGCCGGUUGAAUUCCGUCAAGUGACUUACAAUAACAAGGGACUUUUAUUGUGAAAGUGACUUUAAUACGGACAAUAACAAGACGGGACUCUUAUUGUGAAAAUACUUGUUUAGACCGUUGUUUGACCGGAAGUGACGUUUUGACCGGGGCCAGGGACAUUGAGUAUAAAACUCCGUGGAUUAGAGAAAUCGGGUCUCUUCCACAGGUAUUCUCGACGCCGGAAGGAGGGCGGAGGAGCCGAAGAAGAUCACAAUCGUGAGGCCUUGAAUGUUCGUUUUACCCUUCCUGCCAUUAAAUGUUGAUAACUUCAUUCACGCACGUCCGGAAGCCUGUUUUCCAUCAUUUGCGAAGUGCCCAGUUUCAGAAUUACUUAACAUUACAAAUAAAUCUACGUGAUUUCAACUCUGAUCCAGACUCCCUGUGGGGGUCUGAUUCCUGAGGUCCCGUGUGUGAGCAUCCCGUUACGUCUCACCAGCAGUCAAAAAGUUUAUAUGCAUCACGUACAUUUUUUUGUCAACAACUAUCCAGAGGAAAGAAAUUCAGCCACCAUGAUUUAUAAAUAUUGCAUUUUUCGCAUAUUGACCAUUUAGCUGCGAACCUUUCCUUUGAGAUCCCUUAUCGCCCUUCAGCUCCCACCCACACCGUCAACGGUCAACACACUCAAGAACAUAACAUGAAACGGGAAUUGUGCCAAUAAUCAAUCAGACAAAAAAAAACAGUCCAAAUAAUGUUGACAUUGUGCUAAUACAUGUAGUGACUCACCUAUAGAAUCUACAGUAAACCUUCAAAAGUCACACUUUAGAGUCACACAGAUUAAAGUUGGCACAAACCUCUCCUUCCACGUCACCCUCCUCUCCUUCUCCAGCACACAUCUCCUAAUCCCCCUUUUCAGCUACAACAUAACUCUGUCGGCUCCUCCUGGUUUUCAAGCACACGAGCGCAUCUGCACACGCGGCAACUCAAACAGUUAACAUGCAAAAAGCUCAAUGACUACAGAGGACACUUAUCAACUCCUGAGAUUCCCACACAAGCGUUGGCUGUGCCUUCCGAUCGGAUGACGUCCGUCGGUCCGUCCGCAGAACACGCAGACAUCAACAUCUCUGAGGGAGCUUGGAUAACAUGAGCAUCGUCAUUGUCUGCUUCCCCGGCGCCCCCCAGGUGUCACAAGAGGCCCUGCAGCGGGAGGCAGAGCUGGAGCGACAGAUUGACAUGAAAGUGGAAGAAAUUAUUGAGACGAUGAGGUCCAGAAAUGAGGACCCUGACCUUUUGUACGUACUCAAAUUCCUGGCUGCGGAAGAGAUACCAGGGCUGCCACCAGGGGGCGGUAUCACCAGCAAGCGAGAUUGUAUCAUCUCUUCGUAUCAGAAACACAUCAUGGCUGUCAAAUCUCAGGAGGCUAUGACGGUCAUCGAAGAAUCGGAGGAGGACUCAAAGUAAACCGUUAACAUGGAAACAGAAGAAUCACCAGCUUCACCAUCUCGAUGGAGACCAGUAAACUAAACUGGUUGUUUGUGUGUAAUAUAU
This is a messenger RNA of Pseudoliparis swirei, 1827 nucleotides long. RefSeq names its product protein phosphatase, Mg2+/Mn2+ dependent, 1Na (putative) (gene ppm1na). The transcript is spliced from 5 exons. NCBI's taxonomy places the organism in Eukaryota, Metazoa, Chordata, Actinopteri, Perciformes, Liparidae. Gene Ontology annotation, molecular function: phosphoprotein phosphatase activity; magnesium ion binding; manganese ion binding. The coding region runs from base 1423 to 1740 and encodes 105 amino acids. The record is from RefSeq and is a predicted model, not a curated record.